AUGACCAACAAUGACAAUGCCGACUUCCGCCAGUGGAACCGUCUCGCCGACGGUAUGAACCGGUACCACAACAGUUACCGGUGGGAGUACAAGAACGUCUACGAGAACGCUGCGGGCGGCUUCCACGUCAAGGGCCAGUCCCUCCAGGGGUUCCUUCAAGAGGCAGCGCAGCUCGCGAUCCACCUCGGCAACCACCACCGUGUUGAAGAGGCCCAUAUCUUCCCUCUUCUCGCCAAGAAGCUCCCACAGUUUGCCGCCACCAAUUCCGAGCACGUGAAGGCUCACCGCGGCAUCCACGAUGGUAUGGCCAAGUACAGUGCGUAUUUGAGCAAGGCCACGGCCAACCCGUCGAGCUACAACGCCUCGGAGCUUCGCAAGAUCAUGGACGACUUCCACGACGUGCUCUUUGACCACCUCGACCAGGAAGUCAAGGAUAUCGGUGCCGAGUCGCUCAAGAAGGCCGGAUUUACUCUCCAGGAGCUCUCCCGGUUCCCCUUCUAA
Apiotrichum porosum is the source of this 501-nucleotide messenger RNA. RefSeq lists its product as uncharacterized. NCBI's taxonomy places the organism in Eukaryota, Fungi, Basidiomycota, Tremellomycetes, Trichosporonales, Trichosporonaceae. The transcript has a single exon. Bases 1 to 501 code for a protein of 166 amino acids. The record is from RefSeq and is a predicted model, not a curated record.